Messenger RNA from Yarrowia lipolytica CLIB122, 1314 nucleotides. RefSeq lists its product as uncharacterized. Lineage: Eukaryota; Fungi; Ascomycota; Dipodascomycetes; Dipodascales. Gene Ontology annotation, cellular component: Golgi membrane; endoplasmic reticulum-Golgi intermediate compartment; COPII-coated ER to Golgi transport vesicle. Gene Ontology annotation, biological process: endoplasmic reticulum to Golgi vesicle-mediated transport. The record is from RefSeq and is a predicted model, not a curated record. Gene Ontology annotation, molecular function: D-mannose binding.
AUGAAGCUGCCCAGCCUCGCCACAAUUGCAUGCCUAGUGCUCCCCGUGCUGGCCGACUAUGGGCUGUCGGAAAUGUACGAAUUGUCGCUCCCCAACUCCAUGGCAUCCGAUGACAGAUUCAAGACGCAUUUCUAUGCCUCUGGAUCUGCCGUUCUUACAAGCUCUGGGCCAGGCGGACGGUCUCAGAUCGCGCUGACCGAGCUCGGCCGACCUAACCAGCGAGGAGCCGUUUCCGGCAACCAGCCCAUCCCCUCCAAGGACUUCAUCACUGAGGUAUCUCUGGCUGUCUACGGACCCGUUCUCCCUGGAGGAGGAUUCGGUAUCUUCUUCACCCCCCAGCCCUACCAGAGCGGUCCCGUCUACGGCAUGAAGGACAAGUGGAACGGGCUUGCUCUGAUUCUGGACUCUGUAAUCGGUAACGAUGGAGAAGGCCAUUUGCAUGUCCAUGACAACACUGGUGGAGACUACGCCGCGAUGGACGCCUCCCAGGUUGAGAAGGACGCCCUGGCGCUGUGCAAGCUCAAGUACAGAAACACCGGAGCGCCUGUUAAAAUUACAACCUAUUACAUCAACGGCAAGCUCAAGGUCGAGAUCAACGGUCACAAGUGCUUUGACGAGCGGCCUGUUGCUCUUCCCGACUCUCCCUACUUUUCCAUCUCCGCUGCUUCCACCGAGGGACCCGACACUUUCGAGGUCUACUCUCUGAAAACUUACCGGGUCGACCCCAAUGGUGUUGGAGGAGCUCCCACCGAAAAUACCCCUGUUGAGCAGAAGCAGGAGGCUCCCCAGGCUCAGCAGCAACAGCAGCAGCAGCAACAGCAGCAGCAGCAACAGCAGACUCAGCAGCAGCCUCCUCAGCAGCAGCUUCAGGAUGUUGCUACCUCGGAACACAUUACUGAGCUUGCCAAGAAGCUGAUUUCUGUGGAAGAAAAACUCGAGUCGUUCACGGACCUCAAGAAGCUGUCCACUCUGUCAAAUGACCUUGCCGUGCUCACCAACCGCAUCGGAGUCAUGGAUCAGAAGCUGCGGGAAAUGGAGGUCGAGGGCAAGGAGCACGUCCGGGAGCGAACCCAGGACACAAAGAACUACAUUACCAACCACCUACAGGAAAUCAAGUCGCAGUUGCACUCGCUGACUCAGACGUUCGACUCGCAGGUUAAGAACGAGCUGCGGUCGCAGUUCACUGACUUUUCGUCCGACAAGAAAAACCAGAUCCCCUCUCUGUGGAUCCCUCUCGUCGUCAUUGUCGGCGCACAGUCGGCUCUCUUCUUCGUCUAUCUCAAGUCUCGAGGCAAAUACGAAAAGUUGCUUUAG